AUGAGUGAGACGAAGGCAACUUUCAGAAACCAAAAGGCGUCCAUUCGAAACUUAGAGAGUGGAACAAUCUUGGAAGAGGUGGAACAAAGAGGGAAAGAAGAGAGCCCACCAAAAGACAAGGAAGAUUCUGAUGAAGAAGUUGACAAAGAGAUCAUUAUUGAAGAGAAGCCAACAAGUCCCAAGGAAGAAGAACCAAAAAGAGAAGAGAGGCCAAGGAAACUAGGGAUUGGUGAAGUGAAGCCUACAACCAUAUCCGUGCAGUUUGCAGAUAAAUCUAUCAAGCAUCCAAUGGGCAUUAUUGAAGAUGUACUGGUGAAGGUGGAUAAAUUCAUUUUUUCGGCAGACUUUUUUGUGUUGGAUAUGGAAGAAGACAAAGAGAUUCCUCUCGUCUUGGGACGACAAUUUCUUGCUUGUUAG
Messenger RNA from Pistacia vera, 417 nucleotides. RefSeq lists its product as uncharacterized. The record is from RefSeq and is a predicted model, not a curated record. Lineage: Eukaryota; Viridiplantae; Streptophyta; Magnoliopsida; Sapindales; Anacardiaceae. Bases 1 to 417 code for a protein of 138 amino acids. The transcript is spliced from 3 exons.